CCGCUCCGUUUACUACUCACUGCAGUCUGCACCUGGAACGUGGCUUUACUACACAUUACCUGGUCUUGAGCUUAUAAUCGCGAAAAAUACAACAUGGCUCGCCUUUAUACCCCAUGGCUUCUUUCUUUAUACUUCUUGUUAUCAGCUCUUCUCCCCAUUUUUGUUUCUGCUCACAUGAUCGAGGUGGCCGCAUCGAGGAAAGAGUGUUUCUUCGAAGACCUUCAUGUUAACGACCAGAUGACUGUAACUUACCAGGUCGGUGGAGGUGGUCAUCUAGACAUAGAUUUUUGGCUUGCCGACCCGGAAAACAACGCGCUAGCAAAACAUAUAAAGCAAAAUACCGGUAGUGUUUCGAUAACAGCAGAAAAAGAUGGCAGACAUGAAUAUUGCUUUUCGAACCAAAUGAGCUCAAUUGCUGAUAAAACUGUCAGCUUCAACGUACACGGUAUCAUCUACAUUACUGAUGACGACAUCGUUGCACCUAUCGAGCGAGAAAUACGUUCAUUGGCACAUGGACUAACCUCUGUGAAAGAUGAACAGGAGUAUAUAGUUGUUCGCGAGCGGAGGCACAGAAAUACCGCUGAAUCUACAAAUACUCGUGUGAAGUGGUGGUCGGUUCUUCAAGCGAUAGUGCUGUUCUCUGUUGUUGGCUGGCAAGUCUAUUACCUCAAGUCUUUCUUCGAAGUAAAACGUAUAAUUUGAUUGAUGUACACACUGGCACGGUUUUACAUGGGACAAUGAUUAUUCUCUAAAACCUCUACUU
Messenger RNA from Serpula lacrymans var. lacrymans S7.9, 763 nucleotides. RefSeq lists its product as uncharacterized. The transcript has 6 exons. Bases 94 to 702 code for a protein of 202 amino acids. NCBI's taxonomy places the organism in Eukaryota, Fungi, Basidiomycota, Agaricomycetes, Boletales, Serpulaceae. Gene Ontology annotation, biological process: Golgi organization; endoplasmic reticulum to Golgi vesicle-mediated transport; intracellular protein transport. Gene Ontology annotation, cellular component: Golgi apparatus; endoplasmic reticulum-Golgi intermediate compartment; endoplasmic reticulum. The record is from RefSeq and is a predicted model, not a curated record.